Molecule: messenger RNA, 1467 nt
Organism: Aureobasidium namibiae CBS 147.97
Lineage: Eukaryota; Fungi; Ascomycota; Dothideomycetes; Dothideales; Saccotheciaceae
Product: acyltransferase
Exons: 3
Coding region: 1-1467 (488 amino acids)
Biological process (GO): polysaccharide biosynthetic process
Cellular component (GO): membrane
Molecular function (GO): acyltransferase activity, transferring groups other than amino-acyl groups
Source: RefSeq, a predicted model, not a curated record
AUGGCUCUUGACCAGACGAACCCCAGAGGUGGUUUCUUGAUACCAUCACGCUCCUCUGCUUCGGCUGCCGCAAAGCAAGUCUUGGUUUUCCUCAUCCCAAGUUUCAUCCAGAACAUCGUCUACCCAUCCGCCAAACCAAAAUCUGGCAACUCCAACAGUCCGAGACCGACAGCAUGGCUAGAUGGCAUGCGCGGCAUUGCAGCUUUGCUGGUCUACUUCUAUCAUCUCUCAUAUUCGACGCAUGAUGUCUAUACCGGAUGGAGUCCAGGUCAUUAUCAAUUGCUACGUCUACCAUUCAUCAAGUCCCUGUACAACGGGCCGGCAAUGGUUUCUCUCUUUUUCGUUCUUUCUGGAUACGCAUUAUCGUACAAGCCUGUCAAGCAAAUGCGCAACGGAGAGUAUAAUGCAUUGUUCUCUGGUCUGUCUUCGUCUGUCUUUCGCAGAAUGGUCAGAUUGUAUCUGCCUUGCGUUGCUUCGACUUUGAUGAUUGUGGUUCUCAUACGCCUGGGUUUCUAUCAGAGCACGAUGGAGCUCGCGAACGAUGCAGAUCGCUUGUUUGGCACUCGUGAGCAUCAUGCCUGGCGCUACGAUACCACGACCGAACAAGUCUGGGUCUGGAUGAGAAGCUUUUGGGGCUUCGUGAACCCAUUCACCGAGGUUGGGCUCGGGAAGGGCAUCUAUAUGGACGGCCAUCUUUGGACAAUUCCCGUCGAAUAUAGAGCAUCCAUCAUCUUAUAUGCGACCCAGCUUGGGCUUUCCCGCUUGCGACCGAUUCUCCGCAUCAUGAGUCUGGUUUGCUUGAUGAUCUGGACACACCGUGUAGAUAACUGGACCAUGACCCUGUUCUACGGCGGCUUCCUCAUGGCCGAACUGGACAUUCGACGGAUCACCACGCCCAAGGUACCUCAAGAGACCGGCGCGACUACCACGAUAAAGUUGCUUUGGUCUGCUACGUACAUCACAGUGUUCCUGUGCGGUGUUUUCUUGGCAAGCCAACCUGAAAGAAACGUAGAAAACACGGCUGUCUGGUCCACGGUCAUGACGCUGGUACCCGAGUUCAUCAUCGACAGAUGGAGAUACUGGACUUCAUGGGCUGCCAUGAUGAUUGUGUGGUCGACUUCAAACCAUCGCAUGCUUCAACGACUCUUCGACAACAGCGUGUCGCAGUAUUUCGGUAAAAUCUCAUUCUCUUUGUAUUUGAUACACGGGUCUAUAAUCCACACGCUAGGCUACAGCUUGCUGGAGACAUCUUGGAGGAUCAUUGGCGAAGAUAGAAAGGAGACAUGUUUUGUCCUUGUGGCAGCUUGUGUCACUGUGGUAUCUAUUUGGUGGGCUGAUGUGUUUAUGCGAUUGGUAGAUAUACCUUCGGUCACGUUUGCAAGAUGGCUUGAAGCAAAGUGUGCAGCAAGGAAGCCGAUCGAGGAUAAGGAGGAACCCGCAUGGCGAGGUGCCGGUGCACUUGUAUAG